This is a messenger RNA of Mercurialis annua (annual mercury), 2301 nucleotides long. RefSeq lists its product as uncharacterized. The coding region runs from base 141 to 1043 and encodes 300 amino acids. The record is from RefSeq and is a predicted model, not a curated record. NCBI's taxonomy places the organism in Eukaryota, Viridiplantae, Streptophyta, Magnoliopsida, Malpighiales, Euphorbiaceae. Gene Ontology annotation, cellular component: endoplasmic reticulum; SNARE complex. Gene Ontology annotation, molecular function: SNAP receptor activity. The transcript is spliced from 7 exons. Gene Ontology annotation, biological process: retrograde vesicle-mediated transport, Golgi to endoplasmic reticulum.
AACGGCAGUAUUAACGUCCGGUUAAGAAAAACACGACGUCCAUUUGGCUCUGGAAAAUACCGUUUACAAAUUUUCUUUUCCUUUCGAUUUUCCCGGAAACCAAACAGAUCAACAUCUGAAUCGAAAAAAAGACUAAACAAAUGGAGAAAUUAGAAGAAGAGGUGGAUAAUUUGAAGAAGGAAUGGGAAGAAGCUUAUUCAAAUACAAAACAUCAUAUUAAAUCAAUCGAAGAAUUUGGGAAAAAAUCAAGAAUCUCAUCGGACGGAGUAGCGCCGGCCACCGGAGAGAACAAUAAUUCUCUUCCGAGAUUGAACGGGUUAGCUCAAGAUGGAUUGGCUUUGCUUCAGUCUUUGCAAUUUAAGCUUGACCUUUUUGCCCCUCAGUUAGCCACUGAUGAUCAAGUUCAAUCUGCUCAAACCUUGCUCCAAUCUUGGAAAACCCUAAUCCAAAGUCUGCGGUUGAGUUUGAGAAAUGCUAAUUUGCAAGCUAAGGCUAAUAUGAGAAAAGUUGCUAAAGAAGAGAGAGAGCUUCUUCUUGGUGGUGGAGAAGAGUCGACAAUUCGAAGGCGUAACUUGCAGACAAAGGCUGGGAUGACAUCUGCUGCCGAGAGUAUCACGGACAGCCUUCGCCGCACUCGUCAGCUAAUGGUGCAGGAGGUGGAACGAAGUGCUAACACUCUCGUGACUUUUGAGGAAUCAACAGGGGUACUGAGGAAGGCUGAAAGUGAAUAUAAAGGUCAUCGCUCAUUGUUGACGCGGACCCGAAAUCUGCUCUCAACAAUGCAGCGGCAGGAUGUACUCGACAGGGUGAUACUUGCAGUGGGACUUCUCUUGUUUUCUUGUGCAGUAUUGUAUGUGGUUUCAAAGCGCAUUGGGCUUCUCAGGUUGCAGAGACAAGUUACUGCUAUUAUAAAAGCCGGUAUGGCUGGACAUGAUGAGAUCAUACCAAGAGUUCUUGAAGAGGGUGGUUUUGCUCAGGUUUAUGACAAUGCAAUUCCCAAGGUGGAGGUACCUUUAGAAGGGAAUAUGCAUGAUGAACUUUAACAUAGGAAUUUAUUUAAAAUAGAAAGAAAAAAAGACUGCCGUAGUAUGUCGAGUCGAGAAGUAUGUCAUUUCUAGUUUUUUUUCCAUGAUACAUUUUUUUAAAUGCAAUUUUUCAGAUUACCUUGUUGUAAUCAGAUUACAUUGCAAAUUUCUACAUAAAAGACGAAUGAACCUCUUCUACAACCAAAUGCAAGAAAUCAAAAGUCUAUUGUGUAUUGCAAUCUGUCAAUGAAUUGAUCUGAAUUUGCCAUUUAAACAAAGAAAUGAUCAAUCAUGAUCUUCAUUGACUGCACCAACCAAAAAAGGAGAUGAUGAUUAAGCUAGAAGCCAGAAAUUUUUGUGGGUUUUUGAAUUCAGAAGAUAGCCUGCAUUUUGGCCCUUUUUCUGCACUCCGACGCAGGUACACUUGCUGUUCUCUAUCAAAUACUCUGCUGUGUCUAUCCCUUUCAUCCCUGAACUCCCCGAUCUCUUAUAUCUGCUUGCGUGCACACACACAUUAUACAAUAUUUGGAUAAUUUAAUUGAUCAUAUUGAGAAUAAUCAUGUAGUUACGGAUAAUUCAUUGAGAUAUAUAUGCAUCAAACUCACCCUAACAAUGCAGUCGAAAGACUCCGUUUUUGCCCGAUGAUGAUGAGAUCACCGCCUAAUAUGUUGCAUGCACCCAGAAUAGCAUUGCCUUUGUCUUUGUUGGUAUCCAUUGGUAUAUUUUCGACCCGGAUACGGAUUUUAGGCUGAGCAAGCUCACAUACCUGCUUCAUUACCUCAAGAAAAUCUAUAUCGGUUCCUUCAUUGUUGUGAAUGUGUUCCUCCAAGAAUUUAGAGGUAGAAGGAAAACUAGACUUUUUCAGGAAAGAAAAUGUAUUUCUCCAUGAAUUCGGAUUUUCGAUAUGAAGAAGUAUAAGCUCAUCAUUUUCAAGAACUACAUGAGAAAUUGCAUAUUCAAGUGCACCUGCCGAUUCCCGGGUUGGUUCAGCCACCAGUAUUAUCUUCCUUGCCGGCGAGCUUCCACUUUCCAUGGCCGGUAGCUCGGUGCUAUGACCAUGAAUUUGGCAACCGCCGCACCACCACCUCCCCCACCACAAACAAAAAGGUAUAAACUUUUGAGGUAGAAAAAAAUGCAAUGGGAAUAAUAUAAUCCUUGCAUUAUGAUUUGUUUUUGUUUAACAAAAAUACCAACAAAUUGUCAGCUAUGAUUUUGUGAUUGACAAGAUAUCCAACAUUGUGUUUUUUUGGUUAAAUUUAGAACAGAAGUUGGUGCA